GAAGAACCGAGGCCAAGAGACGAUCACUAUCGCCGAAUGCGCCCAAGAUCGUCAGGGCGAACCACCUUGAUUCCGUCACUUGCGGGGUUUCCAGAACAUAAUCUAAUUCUUCAGUCUCGGGGGAAAUGAGUCCGAUUGAUAUAUCUGCUCCCUAUGCUCUGCCGUCUUUCUUCACACCAUCAAAUCCACCACCAUGUGGCACACCUGGCUCUGGUUAGGUCUCCUCGCCAUCACAACCUCAGCAAGCACAGACUUUGGCACAUUCCAGAAUACCUCGAAUCAUGUCCGUCCGAAAUUCCGGUACUGGCUCCCCGAUCCCAGCGUCGACACAGCCACCGUGCAAGACGACAUUAAACGGGCCGCCACGAUCGGGGCUGGCGGCAUCGAGUUCCUCCCGCUGUACAACUACGGGGGCGAUAUGGUGAGCGAGCCGAAAGGCGCGGAUUGGGCCACGUAUGGAUUCGGUACGAAGCCGUUCAACGACAUGUUUCGGGCUGCGUUGGAGGCCGCUAAGGAGGCCGGGUUGUUGAUGGAUUUUGCGAUCGGGGCGAGUCAGGGGCAGGGGGUUCCUGCUAAUGUUACUGAUGAGGGACUGCAGUGGGAUUUGGCACCGUUUAAUGUGACCGUCUCGAAUGGAUCGUUCAACGGCAUCAUCCCCGGCUGGGGAACAGGCGAUCUUGUCGCGCUGGUUUCUGCUCAAGUGCUGGCCUCGUCGACCAUCACCAACGCAGGGAAUGCCAUUCUCGGUGCAGAAGCAACGAAUUCCACCUUGCUGACUUUGAAGGAAUCCAGUCUGCGCGACUGGACGAGCCACGUUGCACCCGAUGGUAAGGCAUCACUGCAGUUCAACGCCACGUCGGAACACAAGCUCUUUGCGUUCUAUCAGUGGCAGACGCUGGCGAAGAAUGUCGAUAUCCAGAGUAACGCGACGGGCACGUUCUGGGAUAAUGGGUCGUAUACGGUGGAUCACUUUAGUGGGAGAGGAGCGAAUGUGACGAUUGACUUUUGGAGGAAUUAUAUCCUCAACAGUGAGGGGAUUGGGGAGUUGUUGGCCGAAGUUGGUAAUCUGGCCUGGGAAGAUAGCCUCGAGAUCAAAUCCAACGUCUCGUGGACGCCCUCGCUGCCCUCCAUGUUCCGCGCCCUGCAUGGAUAUAACAUCCACAAGUACCUCCCCCUGAUGAUCUUCGGCAACAACAAUCCCGGUCUGCAGCCCUCCACCCCCGGCACGAUUAAAUGCAUCCUGGAAGACGCCGAAAAGACAAUGGGUUACGUGAACGAUUUCCGCGCGACGCUCGUCCAAGGAUACCGCGAGUACCUGCAAACCCUGACCAACUGGGCAGAGAACGAACUCGGUCUGAAAAUCGUCCCCGAGUGCGAAAGCCUCGCGUUUGAAGAUAAAAUCGAUUCGUACCGCCAGUUCUCCGGGUCUGCGAACGUCGCUGGGAAACCCAUCAUCUCGAACGAAAUGGGCGCCAACUAUGGCAAGUCGUUCGCGUUGCCGGCGCGUGAACUGCUCGGCGAGAUCAAUCGCGCCAUGGCCGGCGGCGUCAACCAGAUCGUGCUGCAUGGACAGACAUAUACGGGCAAUUUCUACGAAACCACCUGGCCGGGCUACACGGCGUUCUUCUUCCUCUUCUCGGAAUCGUACAUGAACAAGCAGCCGGCGUGGGAGAAUGGCUAUGCGGAUUGGAUGACCUAUGUCGGACGAAACCAGUUUAUCCUGCGACAUGGACAGCCAAGGACCGACGUGGCUGUGUAUAAUAAGCAGUCGGAGACGGAUGCCAAUCUGGAGGUUCUCUACCAGAGCAGUGAUAUGGUCGAUGCUGGGUAUACGUAUACGUACUUGUCACCGGAUAACUUUGACUUGGCCCAGAUGACGGUGACGGAUGGGAUGCUGGCGGCGGGUAGUCCGGCGUACAGGGCGAUGGUGGUCACCAGCGAGCAGAAUGUGACGCUUGCUGCGGUGGAUAAGCUGAAGAAAUAUGCGCAGGAUGGACUGCCAGUCAUUCUGAGUGGAGGAGAUCCAGGAUACUAUGCGAGUGGGAAUGGGAGCAGUGAAGCAGCUGUCAAGGCAGCCAUUGCAGAGCUGAAACAGACGGCCAAUGUGCAUUCCACUGGAAAAGGAGAGAUUGCAUCCAAGCUGAACGCCCUCGGAAUCAACCCCCGUGUCAGAGUGGCCACCAAUGGCACCUGGUAUCCUGUGCUGCGGACGGACAGCAGCACCGACUAUGUCUUUCUGUUUGCCGAUGGAAAGGCUUCAUCUGGUUACAUCGAGGUGGAGAUCACCAAGUCGCCAUACAUCCUCAACGCAUGGACCGGAGUGCAGCAGCCAGUGCUGGAAUAUCGGCGGCUAAACAGCAGCAUCAUCGUCCCUCUUCGCCUCGGUGCCAACCAGACCGUCAUCCUGGCUUUCGACGAUAGUCGGGAUACCCCCUCCCUCCACGCAACUCACCUCCCCUCCAGCGCUGUCGGAUAUGAAUAUUCCUCCCACGGCCUGACCCUGCAGGUCGCUGCAUCAGGCCAUGGCAACCUCACCCUCUCCUCCGGCAAAUCCAUGACCAUUUCCAAGAAAGCAUCUCCAUCCUUCGCCCUGCACAAUUGGUCCCUCGUCGCAGAGCACUGGGAAGCCCCCUCCAACCUUUCCGAUGCCUCCAUCAUCGCCUCCAAGCGCAACACCACCCACGCCCUCCCCGGCCUCGUCUCGUGGCUCGACAUCCCAGCUCUGGCCAACGCAUCCGGAAUCGGCUACUACACCACCUCCUUCAACUGGACUGCCUCGGAUGGAGAUGGAGCGUACAUCCACCUCCCACCCAUUUCGCAGGGUCUCCGGCUCCACGUCAAUUCGCACCUCCUGCCGCCUCUGGAUUAUAACCAGCCCAAGGCAGAUCUACGGCCGUAUCUAGUCACCGGCGUGAACCAGAUUACGGCAGUCGUGCCCACCAUGAUGUGGAACUACAUCCGCUCGAUAUACGACGAGUUGGAGGUAUCGGGCUCCCCGCCGCUCCUGACUCCGUUACCUGGACGGGUGGAUAACGGGUUGAUUGGCGAGGUCAGAAUCAUCCCGUAUAGCAAUAUCACCGUCUGAUCGAUAGAGGCUAUGUAAAUGAUUCAUGUAUAUACUACUCCAACACACAGACAGUGGGGAGCGGGGUAAUGGGACUUUUGGGACAGCCCAGAACCCACAAUCUCACUGUAUCAACCCUUUCCGAUAUAGCUCGAUAUUAGCUUCACUAAGUUUAACCCUGUCGAUCGGGGCUCCAUCGCGGCAAAUCGAAAAUCCAGCUGAUGUUGCGCAGCUGCAAAAGUACCUCGUAAAAAAGAAAUUAAUUCCUCUCAGUCGGGAUAUUAAUCCUUGCCUACCGAUAGGAUAUCCACUUUCA
Aspergillus wentii DTO 134E9 is the source of this 3380-nucleotide messenger RNA. RefSeq lists its product as uncharacterized. Lineage: Eukaryota; Fungi; Ascomycota; Eurotiomycetes; Eurotiales; Aspergillaceae. The record is from RefSeq and is a predicted model, not a curated record. The coding region runs from base 194 to 3085 and encodes 963 amino acids. The transcript has 4 exons.